CCAGAAUCCACGUAUAGCGCACCGGAAUGGAAUUGCGAGUACCACCCAGAUUGCAAUCAAGGGAUACUGAAGAAUUUUUACCAGUGGCACGGGUUGAUGUCAAGCAGGACGACACGAGCGCAAAGAUACAGACGUCAGUACUACCCUACUAUAUAGCACGACAUCGUAAAAUGGCGGACAGUUGUUUUACACAUGCCAGGGGGAAGGAACAUGGUCUGAAACACAUUGACAUACGCAAAGGAAUCUUGGCACUCUUCUGGAUAGUUGUCUUUUUUGUAGUUAUGUGCAUCCUGUUCACUAUGAUCAGUGAUCUAAUCAUAGCGUACGUCGCGAUGCCAGUCGCUACUCAGAUCAAAGCGGAACAGCAGUCUCUGCGUUUCCCAGAUGUGACAAUCUGCACCAAAGUACCGUUUUAUGUGGGAGCAGACGAAGACAAACUUACUAAUAAAUCCGACUCUGAUAGUUUGGAUGAAAUGCUCCUUGAAAUGAGAAGGGCGAUUGUGAACAAGAUGCGGGAUUCGGCGGUCAAAAUCACAGAGGAUGGAGUGACUGGAGCCUUGUUGAUACAAAUGGUUUCUAGGCAAGAUGACACACUUUUGCGGGCCUAUCAGCACUUGAUCUAUUGUCGGUAUCAUGAUGGUCCGUGUUCAUUCUACAACUUCACCGAAAUCGCACACCUACGUUACGUUCAGUGUUUCACGUUCGCGCCAAACAACCGCCUAAUCAGUGCGGGCAAGGGACUUCAGUUCAUUUUUUAUCACAAACAUGGUAGUCAGCGACCGUUUGUGAUGUUAAACGACCUGGAGGACCCUAUUUUCACGAAUGCGAUCAACGAUGGAAUAAACGUGUUCAUUCACAAUCCUGGUACCUUCCCCACCUACGCAAUCAGUAGCAUGCCAACCAGUUUUUCUCUACGCUAUGGACAACAGGCAAUAAUAGAAGUCUCUGGAUUACAAUAUCAAUCGGAUCAGAGUGGACGCAAGUCGUGUGCUCUCUCUCGUGAACCGUACAAGUACACAAAUUUUCGUGGUGGUGCAAACUACCUUGAGUAUGCUUAUACCUACGAAGACUGUAUUGCAAACAUGAAACAACGAUUCAUAAGGGACGAGUGUCGAUGCUAUUCGGAUAAUCUGUUCGUUCCAUUCGAAGGAGCUGACCGUCAGUUGAAGCCUGGCAAACAAGAAGGACGUGGAAAUAUCAAAGCGUUCUGUCGCGACAUUCGUCAAAAGACAUCACAGCGUCUGCGUGGAGAUUUCCUCUGCUACGAUCAAUACGAAAAUAUGCCCACUACGUCGGUAUUGGACAAAUUCGUUCCCUUGGAUAAACUGUAUGAUACGAGAGAAGAUUUGGACACGAGAAAAAUUGAACGUCACAAAAUCUGUAAUCUACUUUGUCGGAAAGACAUUUACUCAACUCGGUUCUUUGAAGUACUUGAACUGGAUCCCAACCUGACUUUCUCACCAGCUCUUCUCGAUUCCUAUGUGAAGCAGCUCUCUGCCAGUCAACUUGAUCAACCAAUUCUACAGGAAUUCAUGGAAAAAUACGAAGGUAUAGACAAGAUAGAUAGCAGUGUGCAUCUACAGGAGUUGAAAAUUAGUGACCUUAUAAUUGUGGACAUACGACUUGCAAGAGAACUGAUCGAUGUGUGGGAAGAAGAACUGACCGAGUCACUGUUCAACCUGAUCAGCAACCUUGGAGGGACGCUGGGCCUGUGUGCUGGCAUAAGUUUCCUGAGCAGUUUCUUUUUGCUCUGCUUUUUUGGCCGCGCAUUCUUUCAUGCAUUCAUGAGCUUUGUCUUGUGGUUUUGGUGGUCUGUCUAUUUGGGCAGACCGCCACCAACCUCGCUAGCCACAGAUCCAAAUCUGGGUUUCGUACAGUCGUCGGUCGGGGAUCUGAGCUAUUCGAAUGAGCCGGAUCAUUCAUCAAAGGAUCCCGGUUCCUCCAGUUCGCUUCUGUUAUCCAGUGUGAGCUUAUGGACGUCCGGGCUUUCCAAAGGGAAAAGUAAUAUGCAAGCACCAGAGCAGAAACCUAAGCAAGAUGACCUCACGACUGGCGACCAGAUGGAGACGAGUAGCGAGGAUAAACCGAGAAGUUCCACGCUUUCCAGUGUACCGCCUAUUCAACGGACUAUGGCUGUUACGGAGCCGAGUCAACGGAGCUCAUCCCCAGAGAAAAAAUCAGGAAGGCAGAUUUUUCCGUCGCGUAUCAUGGUUACACAACCGGAUAAGUCCGCUGUCCCUCGUCAACAGGAAGAUAAAGCAGAUCACGAAGAGAAGGGGAUCCCGUCACAGCCCAGUGCACCGGAGCCGCCUGUGGUCACAGUUCGUCAUCACAAGGACAAACAAACUGACCGAGAAGAUACCCCACUUUUUCCGCGGGCCGAUGUACCACAACCGGUUGUGAACGCAGCGCAUCGUCACGAGAAAGGGCAAGCCGACCAGCCUCAGGAUCAUGAGUUCGAUGGACCACUUACCGAUCGCCGUCUAUCAGCAGAACCAAUGGAUAGCGAUGACGAUGAUGAGGAAGAGACUACAUCGAGUGAAACAGAGUCUCACAUGGAAGACCCCGGGCUUGUGCCAGAGCAGUCAAACCUACGGGCAGUGGACAAUGAGGACUAUGAAACGAGUUCUGAGAGUCAAAACGACUUUUUAGUUCGUGAUGACCUUGUACCCUCAACACCAAUCAGAGACUGGGUUUUGAGAGGUUCGGACCGAGAGCAUAACCCGGACUUGGGAGAAUCCACAGAAUCGAAUAAACACGUUCAGGAGAAGGACCGGGCAUUCCAAAACAGGAGGAAUCCGGCUCACAGACCACGCAGACUACCCGAGAGCACCGAACCGCAAAAAGUGCCCAACGAAUCGGAACUACCUCGUCCCAUAGACUUUCUUUACAGACACGAUAGCGAUGAUUUUCCACCGUUUAUCUACGAUCCACCACCACCACCUCUAGUCAGACGACCGUUGGAUGGAGCCACUGGUCGAAGGGUCUACAUGCCGGAGGAAAGGAGUUUUGACUUACCACCGCUUCUCGACCAACAGCUGAUCCCUGAAUACCUGAGGGCACGCUACUAUGGAGAUCCACCACCAUACAGUGCACAGUGGUAUCACAAAUAA
Messenger RNA from Opisthorchis viverrini, 3113 nucleotides. RefSeq lists its product as hypothetical. Gene Ontology annotation, biological process: sodium ion transmembrane transport. Gene Ontology annotation, molecular function: ligand-gated sodium channel activity. The record is from RefSeq and is a predicted model, not a curated record. Lineage: Eukaryota; Metazoa; Platyhelminthes; Trematoda; Opisthorchiida; Opisthorchiidae. Gene Ontology annotation, cellular component: membrane. The transcript is spliced from 12 exons. Bases 27 to 3113 code for a protein of 1028 amino acids.